This is a messenger RNA of Bactrocera neohumeralis, 884 nucleotides long. Its product is annotated as trypsin-1-like. Gene Ontology annotation, molecular function: serine-type endopeptidase activity. The transcript is spliced from 3 exons. The record is from RefSeq and is a predicted model, not a curated record. Gene Ontology annotation, biological process: proteolysis. Bases 52 to 828 code for a protein of 258 amino acids. NCBI's taxonomy places the organism in Eukaryota, Metazoa, Arthropoda, Insecta, Diptera, Tephritidae.
UAGUCAGUCUUAGGUACCAUUUCUUAACGAACUAAUUCUACAUCUUCCGUUAUGUGGACCCGGUACGCAUUAGUGUUGUUCGCGUUGAUGGGCGUGGCCUACUGCUAUCCUGAAGGUCGCGUCGUCAAUGGUACAUCGACAUCCAUUGAAAAAUAUCCGUUUAUGGUAUCACUACGCGGUUCGACUGGUUCCCACUCAUGCGGUGCAACCAUCAUAGCGCCACGUUGGAUACUCACCGCAGCACAUUGUGUUUACGGCGGCAAACCCACAUCCGUUAGCAUACAAUACGCGUCGACAGUGAUCAGUUCCCAAGGCGCCAAUGUGGCGAAAGUGAAACGCCUCAUUUGGCACGAGAACUAUUCGAGUUAUUACAUCACGAAUGACGUCGCAUUGUUGGAGCUCUUCGGUCAGUUGGUGUUCAAUUAUAAUACCAUUGCACCGGUUACAUUGCCAGCACAGGACUAUGAGAUACCACAGGUUGAAGAGGGCGUGCGCGGUGUUUUGGCCGGUUGGGGUUUGAAUGGCACUGGCGGCUCCAUCCAAACAACUUUGCAAGAAGUUGGUCUGAAGAUCUACUCCGACGAAGAGUGUAUCGCACGCCAUAACAACGAGACAACUGUUCACAAUAUUUGCGGUGGCGUCGAUGAAGGUUGGAAGGGUCAAUGCAGUGGCGAUUCCGGCGGUCCCCUGCUCUCUGAGGACAACGUUCAAUUGGGCAUUGUGUCUUGGAGUAUCAAGCCAUGUACAGUACCACCAUAUCCAGGUGUAUACACAAAGGUUUCUCAUUACGUUGAUUGGAUUAGGGAGAACUGUGAAUCAUGUAUUUGAAAUAUUUUACUGUUGGCCAAUCCGAAUAAAAACUUUCUGAUUAGUUUUUGAAAAAA